AUGUCUUACAUCACUGCAUCAAUUGAUGACUUAAAGUAUCUCUAUUCUAACGGUAGCAAGUUUGUUGAUUUCUCCAAGCCCGAUAUCGUUUUCGCAAUUCAGUCUAUUGCCUUCAAUCCGAUCUUCUGGAAUAUUGUUGCUAGAUUGGAAUAUAAGACUCAUUUUCUUACCAAGGUAGCCGGUGGUGCCCGUAAUGGAUGUUACCUUUUGGCUCUUACUAUCUUUUCUUUGGGAAUUUUCAGAGAUCACGUCUACUUUAAUGCUCUUCAGAACCAACCAACUUAUGAACCAUUUUUGACCAACCCGGUGUUCCAAGCAAUUGCCAUUGCGCUGUUCGGUUUUGGAAAUAUCUUGGUUUUGACUUCAAUGUAUGCAUUGGGUGUCACAGGAACUUAUUUGGGAGACUAUUUUGGUAUCUUAAUGGACGACAGAGUCACUGGAUUCCCAUUCAACAUUAACGAUAACCCUAUGUACAACGGUUCUACCUUGUGUUUCUUGGGCACUGCCUUAUGGUACGGGAAGCCAACUGGUUUGGUUGUCACCUUCAUCGUGCAUGGAUUCUAUAAAUUAGCUCUCUUCUUUGAAGAACCUUUCACUGCAAAGAUCUAUGCCAAGAGAGAAGAAGCAAGAAGCAAGAAGCAAGAGUAG
Messenger RNA from Dujonia railenensis, 648 nucleotides. NCBI's taxonomy places the organism in Eukaryota, Fungi, Ascomycota, Pichiomycetes, Serinales, Debaryomycetaceae. The record is from the annotation of a GenBank genome assembly.